ACCAAGCGUUGGCCUAAGAAAAGUAGGAAUAGCGGGCGACGGUGCCGGCUGAAUUCAUUGAUAAGGAAAUGCAUAUGGAGGCAUUUGUUGCCUUGCACAAGACUCUGAACAUGGCAUGUGGCGCCACGAUCCGAAACGUUGAACAGCUGAAGCAAGACCAUAAGCAGCCAGUUCGUUCCGGUAUCAAGAAACCAGCCUUGUCCACUCUGGUUCAGCCCACAAUUGUACGACUCAACGAAGGCAAGCACGCCAGCAUUAUCGCUGAGCACGGCCUGGAGAGCAAUCCAUCGAGACCCAACGCAUAA
Molecule: messenger RNA, 305 nt
Organism: Radiomyces spectabilis
Lineage: Eukaryota; Fungi; Mucoromycota; Mucoromycetes; Mucorales; Radiomycetaceae
Exons: 3
Coding region: 69-305 (78 amino acids)
Source: RefSeq, a predicted model, not a curated record